CUUUCUCUAACCCCUCGACCAGCUCGUACAGCGCCAAACCACCCCCGUCAAAAUGGCCCCUUCCAACCUCCCCGCCAUCUUCAACCCCACCCAGCAGGACAUUGAGAUGCUCCUCGCUGCUCAAUGCCACCUCGGCAGCAAGAACCUCCAGGUGCACAUGGAGCCUUACCUGUGGAAGACCAGGCCUGACGGUGUCAACGUCCUCAACAUUGGCAAGACCUGGGAGAAGAUUGUGCUCGCUGCCCGCAUCAUUGUCGCCAUCGACAACCCAGCUGACGUCUGUGUCAUUUCUGCCCGUCCCUACGGACAGCGUGCGGUGCUCAAGUUCGCCGCCCACACUGGUGCUACCGCCAUCGCUGGUCGUUUCACCCCCGGUAACUUCACCAACUACAUCACUCGCUCUUUCCGCGAGCCCCGCCUGAUUGUCGUUACCGACCCCCGCACCGACGCCCAGGCUAUUAAGGAGGCUUCCUACGUCAACAUCCCCGUCAUUGCCCUCUGCGACGGUGACUCUCCCACCGAGUACGUCGAUGUUGCCAUCCCCACCAACAACAAGGGUCGCCACGCCAUUGGUCUCGUCUGGUGGAUGCUUGCCCGUGAGGUCCUCCGCCUCCGCGGCACCCUCGCCAACCGCGAGACUGAGUGGGAUGUCAUGACUGACUUGUACUUCUACCGCGACCCCGAGGCUGAGGAGAACAAGGACAGCGCUGGUGUUGAGGAGGCCAAGGUCCCCGGUGCUGACGAGGUCGGCCCUGGCGCCGUUGCUGACGGAUUCACCAGCGAGUGGGAGGUCUCUGGCGCAUCUGCCGGUGCCUUCACUGCCCAGGCUGCUGCCGCAGGCACCAGCUGGGACGCUGACACUGCCGACUGGGCUGCCUCUGGUGAGGCCCAGACUGGCGCCGAGGGCUGGGGUGCCGAGACUGCUGCUCCUGCUACCACUACCCAGUGGUAGAUGUCGUGUUGAGCAUGUUUGUGCAUUCUUCUCUUACAUACCCUGUCUUUGACACACACCACGGCAUGUCGGCGUAGGCGUAGGCAACGGGAAAGAAAAAAAAAGGAAAAUAUGAGACCAACAUUUGACAACGACUCGAGAGAGCAAAUGCAUGCUUUUGAAGGGACAACAAGGCGUGUUGAGGGAUAUGAUGAAUGCUAUGCGCUUAUGAGGGAAAGAUAUCCAUACUUGUCACGCGGGUAUGGGGGAAAGCCCUGUGCUGGCCAUCGGCCGUACUUGACUGGCGGCCAGUCCUUCAAUGCGAACCUUGUCCC
This is a messenger RNA of Exserohilum turcica Et28A, 1266 nucleotides long. RefSeq lists its product as uncharacterized. Gene Ontology annotation, cellular component: ribosome; cytosolic small ribosomal subunit; 90S preribosome. Gene Ontology annotation, molecular function: structural constituent of ribosome. Lineage: Eukaryota; Fungi; Ascomycota; Dothideomycetes; Pleosporales; Pleosporaceae. Bases 53 to 952 code for a protein of 299 amino acids. The record is from RefSeq and is a predicted model, not a curated record. Gene Ontology annotation, biological process: cytoplasmic translation; ribosomal small subunit assembly. The transcript has 3 exons.